AUGACUAGAAGAAAGGAUUUAACAAGUGAAGAAAGGCAAGUUGUUGCACUCUUCCUUCUUCGCAACAGUGCAGAUGGCAAGCUGAACUACGACACUCAAAAGGCUGCCAUGACGAAGUGGGGUUGCUGUAGGAGUUCGAUCGCUCGUCUAUGUUUGGAAUUGCACAAAAGAGGAACAAUUCGAAGGCUAGCAACAGGUAUCAACUGCUCGAAGUCAACAGUGGGUAGAUGUAUAUCAAGAGGGUUGAUCAGAGCUCAUUCAAGUGCUAUCCAACCUGAUUUGACAGCCCCCAGCAAGCUAUUACGGCUUAAGUUCUCUCUUGAACAAAUUGAGUAUGAUAGAAUAUGCAUGGCCCUAAAGUUUAAGCCUAUGCACAAUGUAGUGCAUAUUGAUGAGAAGUGGUUCUAUAUCACCAAGACAAACCACAGAUUUUACUUAACACCACAAGAAACUGAACCACAUCGCACAUGCAAGAGUAAGAAGUUCAUCACUAAGGUUAUGUUUAUGUGUGCGAUGUGUAGACCAAUUUUCGACACAGAUGGGAGUGUGUUGUUUGAUGGCAAAAUAGGAAUCUUUCCUUUCACUGAGAUGGUGCCAGCCAAGAGAUCAAGCAAGAACAGGCAGGCUGGAACAUUAGAAGAGAAGACAAUUCAGUCCAUCACUAAAGAAGUGAUCAAGGACUGCAUCAUCAAUAAGAUUAUUCCAGCAAUAAAGGCAAAAUGGCCUGCAAAUGCAAGCAAAAUAAUCUUCAUACAACAAGAUAAUGCUAAGCCGCAUAUUAAAGACAGUGAUCCAGAUUUUAGGGCUGCUGCAACAGCCGAUGGCUUUGAUAUUAGGAUUGUCCAUCAACCUCCAAAUAGCCCUGACACCAACAUCAAUGACUUGGGUUGGUUUAGGGCUAUUCAAAGCUUGCAAGUGCAAUCAGGUUGCUUAACUGAGAUAAUGAAAGUGAGAGGGCAAAACAGUUACAAGCUCCCACAUAUGAAGAAGGGAGUGCUUGCAAGACAAGAUGCACUUCCAUUGACUUUGGAAGUGCCAAAACAGCUUGUGGAAGAGUGCAUUCAGUACUUGCUUGACAAAGGAGUACUUGAAGGUAUUCCCCAACUGAAAGAAGCUUUGGGAAUAGACACUUGUAGUAUUAGAUCAAUGGAGGUUGCCUUCAAUCAACUCAUGUUGAUUGAGACUGCCUGCAUUGGUUAG
This is a messenger RNA of Salvia miltiorrhiza (redroot sage), 1200 nucleotides long. RefSeq lists its product as uncharacterized. NCBI's taxonomy places the organism in Eukaryota, Viridiplantae, Streptophyta, Magnoliopsida, Lamiales, Lamiaceae. The transcript has 4 exons. The coding region runs from base 1 to 1200 and encodes 399 amino acids. Gene Ontology annotation, molecular function: nucleic acid binding. The record is from RefSeq and is a predicted model, not a curated record.